AUGAACAGAUUCGAAGAAAUCAGCACCAUAUGCGAGUUGCUGAAGAGGCAGGGCUACACCGUUCAGUUUGAGGGCUUUGUUGAGCUGUGCAAGGAGAACAGCCGAUAUUCACCUCAGGGAAGCGUGGUCUCCAUCAAGUGGGUGUCGUCCAUGUUCACUGCCAUGGAGCGCCUUCUUCACCAGUUCGAUGAGAAACAAGCCGAGAUCAAGGGCGGGGUCGUGUUCUUCGAUCGAUCCUUCUUGACGCCCUACGUGUAUACUCGCGGCUCGUUGAACAACCUUUAUCGCUACCAGCAAGGCGACGCACAAGCCAAGGACAUUCGAAAGAACUUGGGCGAACUGGACCACGCCUACAUCCAGAAGGUGCACAACAAGUACGCCGAGCUGGAGCAGGACGGCUGGUUCGACCAUGUGCUCGACACCUCAGCACCCGGGCCGCAGGUUGUCGAGAAUCUCCUUUCCACACUGCGACAGGCGGCCAUCAUCAACAGCCACGACACUCACAUUUCUUCGCACUGA
Messenger RNA from Acanthamoeba castellanii str. Neff, 519 nucleotides. RefSeq lists its product as uncharacterized. The record is from RefSeq and is a predicted model, not a curated record. Bases 1 to 519 code for a protein of 172 amino acids. The transcript is spliced from 6 exons. NCBI's taxonomy places the organism in Eukaryota, Discosea, Longamoebia, Acanthamoebidae.